AUGGCGAGGUGUGGAGGGGAAACUCCACGGGCUCUUCGCACGUGGUGGCUGGUAGGCCUAUUCUGUCUGGCUCUUUCGCUCGUCUGCCAAGCGGAGAUUGAAGCCAACGAUGUGGAACUCGUUCCGGAACCUGAAGAGACGAAAGCAAAUGAGAUACUGCUUGAAGAAUUGAGGGAUGAACUUUUCAACGAACUCCUUCAGGAGCUUGAGGACGAGGUUGCAAAGGGCCUUACCCCCGAAGGACGCGAUCUGUUUCACAAGAGGUUGACAAGUCUCAACUCUGAGUGGCGUGCCAAGAGAGGGCGCACCAACAUGUACGGGUCGUCUCAACUAUCAAGACUAAGCAGUGGAUUCAACAAGCGGACUCUGACUGACGAUGAGAGCGCGCUUGAAGAUUUAUUGGAUGACGCAGAGGUCAAACGCGGACGUUCUUCGUUUGCAGGCUCUAGCCGACUAACUAAUCUGGGAAGUGGCUUCACCAAGAAGAGUGAUCCUGGAGUAUGGUUGGACAGUGAGGACAAAAGAGGGCGCUCUUCAUUCACGGGUUCGAGCCGACUUACUAAUCUAGCAAGUGGUUUUAACAAGAGAGAUGAAGACGCGUACCUACUGGAUGACUUCUUAAGUAAAAGGGGUCGCUCGGCAUUCAGCGGCUCAAGAGGUUUGACCAAUUUAGCAAGUGGCUUCAAUAAGAGAGAAGAAGCUGUCAAAAGGGGGCGCUCUUCCUUUGCCGGUGUGAGCGGGCUGACGCACCUUGGAAGUGGCUUCAAUAAGAGAGGCGAUUUCUUAGAAGAUGUGUAUGCAAAUGAAGAUAAGAGAGGGCGCUCCGCUUUUUCAGGGUCGAAGGGGCUGACAAACCUGGCCAGUGGCUUCAAUAAGAGAAGCGAUGGAGACCUGAGCCUAUGGGAGGAGAACGAUGUCAAGAGAGGGCGCACUUCGCUGUCAGGGUCUGGUGGGUUGACCAAUUUAGGGAGCGGGUUCAACAAGCGAAGCGACGAUGGCGCAGACGCAUGGAAUGUAGUCAAGAGAGGGCGCACUUCGCUGUCAGGGUCGAGUGGGUUGACCCAUUUAAGUAGCGGGUUCCACAAGAGGAGUGAUGAUGGUGCAGACGCAUGGGAAGGGAACGUUGAAAAGAGAGGGCGCACUUCGCUUUCGGGUUCAAGUGGAUUGACCCAUUUAGGGAGCGGGUUCCAUAAACGAAGCGAAGAUGGUGUGGACGCAUGGCAAGAGAAUGAAGAAAAGAGAGGGCGCACUUCGCUUUCGGGUUCAAGUGGGUUGACCCAUUUAAGUAGCGGGUUUCACAAGAGGAGCGACGAUGAUGCAGACGCAUGGCAAGAGAAUGAAGAAAAGAGAGGGCGCACUUCGCUUUCGGGUUCAAGUGGGUUGACCCAUUUAAGUAGCGGGUUUCACAAGAGGAGCGACGAUGAUGCAGACGCAUGGCAAGAGAAUGAAGAAAAGAGAGGGCGCACUUCGCUUUCGGGUUCAAGUGGGUUGACCCAUUUAAGCAGCGGGUUCCACAAGAGGAGCGACGAUGAUGCAGACGCAUGGCAAGAGAAUGAAGAAAAGAGAGGGCGCACUUCGCUUUCGGGUUCAAGUGGGUUGACCCAUUUAAGCAGCGGGUUCCACAAGAGGAGCGACGAUGAUGCAGACGCAUGGCAAGAGAACGAAGAAAAGAGAGGGCGCUCUUCGUUUUCAGGAUCGAAUGGGUUAACCAAUUUAGGAAGCGGGUUCCAUAAACGAAGCGAAGAUGGUGCAGACGCAUGGCAAGAGAACGAAGAAAAGAGAGGGCGCACUUCGCUUUCGGGUUCAAGUGGGUUGACCCAUUUAGGGAGCGGGUUCCACAAAAGGAGCGACCAAGAUGCCUGGGAAGGAUUGGAGGACAAGCGAGGGCGCUCUCACUUUACCGGAUCAAGCCGGCUCACCAACCUCAACAGUGGGUUCAACAAAAAGAGUGACCCAAGUUACAGUGGAUUUGAAGAGAAACGCGAAACGACUGAAGGUGAUGAUUCUUAGGCCGGGCCUAUAUGAGGAACUGGUGUUUAACAGAUCAACUGGCAUAACUUGAUGACGUCAUUGGCCAUGGUUCAAUACAGUAGCACGUGUAGUACGCGUGGACUAUAGCAGAGUUAUGGGUGACGCCAACACGGAACUGGUUAUCCACAACAGAUAAUAACUUUACGAUUGGGUUGGUUUACUUAUACCUUAUCCAGAUUAAUAAACCCUAACACUUUAGGCACACUGACAGAGAGCUGUCGUUGUCGUCCAAGCACGACCCAAAAAACCUGUUUUUGUCUGCUUUUUCGUGGUGCGUGGCAGCUGAAAACCCAACCAGAGUCAUUAGUGGUUUGUAGGCAUUCACAGUCAAAACCAUGUAAUCGCAUUUAGUUUGGCAUUAGAAUGUGAUUUUAAAUGAAAAACUACAACUUUAAACAUGGUUUUGCUUUCGAGCAUGGCACAAUGUUCAGUUUUGAGCGGACUGCUGAAGUUAAUCAAAUCAAUUUCACCUUUGAAAGUUUGCGUAAAUUAAUUACUUUAGAUUGUUCUGGCCAAGUGCUCUGUUUAACAAGAUAAAUAUUCACCUUAAUGUAAAUGAAUGACAAAAAAAAAUUUGAAUUAUUAAUACAUGUUAUUAUGAGAGGAGUUCAUUAUGUUACAACAUUGUAUAUUCUUUUUUUAUCUGGUAAUGGGCGAACAUGAACUAUUUUAGUUGAUUUUUUGUUGAGCAAUUACCUUUUGGCAACCUAUGGACAUUGUCAAUUUGUUCAGCUAAAUAGUUAACUUGGCCAUCAACCUCGUUACAGAUGUCUUUCUCUCGAUCAUAAAAGUAAUAAGAAAUUCUUCUUUGGCUAUCAGCUUUAUGCUUAAUAAUCCGAUGUCGCUUAAAGGCACUGGUCACUAUUGGUUACGACGUUAUCGAUAAGAAUCUGGGAUUGGCCAUGCUUAGGACAGGGUCGCAGUUGUGUACAGUAAAAAAGAUGAGUAAAAACUACUUUUUCCAGGACAAAGUGAAGUUCACCUCUCACUUAUUCCGAAAUACGAAUCAUUGCGGUGAUUUCACAAAGAUAAAGGACUAGUUCUAACUUAGGAAUAGUCAUAGGAUAUAUUAAAAACAUAAAGGCUAGUCUUAAGUAAGGCCGAGUUAACUCGUCCUAACGCGAGAUAAGACUAGUCUUAACUUUUUAUAGAAUCCACACCUGAAACUGAGGAACAGCGUUGGGAGCCACUGGAAAUUAUUGUAGGAUACCAAUAGACACCAACGAUAUCAACAUUGACUCGAAACAAUCCGCCCAAUGCAGUUACUCGUUACUCACCAACUAGACUUGAUUCAAGUCCCUUGAUCGUGUGAGGUCCCAAACACAACGCGCCAGCAGUCAAGUACCAAUAUAUACGGCUCUGAGUAUAAGACAAGUGCGCCCCCAUCGUCAAAGUGUAGUUAAUGCAGCCAAGCAGAGCAGGUUUGGGGCCCGGAAAACAAUUAUUUUCUGUGGCGCUGACACGGGAUUGGGACUUGAUUCAAGUCUACUCACCAACCUACAUACAAUCUAAAUUGCUAGUUUGUUAUAAUUCAAUGUGAUAAGAUUGUCCUGCUACUGCUAAAUCAUUAAGGUGACUCUUUUUAAAAAAGAUAAUAAUAGUAAGCUACAACUAAUGUCUCAAAUUAAUGUCCAAUGAUGUUCAUCACUUGCACACGAUAAUGCAACACUAUAAUACAUGUACGAUGCAUCUUGCGGUAGCAGAUUUCUGUACAUGCGUUAUAACUUAGCUGUUUGGGGAUAGAGAUGUAUACUACAUGUCACAAAAUGGUUUGCAGUGGUUUUCUCGCUAACGGAAACAGGGCCCGAUUUCAUAGAGCUGCUAAGCACAAAAAUUUGCUCAGCAUGAAAUUUCUUCCUUGGUAAAAACAGGAUUACCAACCAAAUUUACACGUGAUUUUCAGGAUGAGCAAACAACAGCUGAAUACCAGUAACAAGCGAUAUGCAACAAAUGGGAAUUUGGUGAUUAAUCCUGUUUAUAUCAGUGUCAUGUUAAGCAAAUUUGUGUGCUUAGCAGCUCUGUGAAAUUGGGCCCAGGUCUUACGAGCAGGCCUGUUUAGUACCCGCCAGCUACUAUAGCUUUGUGAGAUUGUGUCAAAGUGAGAAAGCGAGUGAAAUUGAGUUUAGUGUUUGCCUUUUGGGAUUUGCCGGUUGGUUUAUCACGCUGGACCGUACCCUGAUUGAGCAUAGCAUUAGAGCAAUUCCAAGCGGUCCGACCGGACACAUUUGCAUAUGCAGUUUUUUUUUUUUUUUGAGCAAGCUAAG
This is a messenger RNA of Asterias rubens (European starfish), 4295 nucleotides long. RefSeq names its product serine-rich adhesin for platelets-like. The transcript is spliced from 2 exons. NCBI's taxonomy places the organism in Eukaryota, Metazoa, Echinodermata, Asteroidea, Forcipulatida, Asteriidae. The record is from RefSeq and is a predicted model, not a curated record. The coding region runs from base 1 to 2010 and encodes 669 amino acids.